Messenger RNA from Micromonas pusilla CCMP1545, 945 nucleotides. RefSeq lists its product as uncharacterized. NCBI's taxonomy places the organism in Eukaryota, Viridiplantae, Chlorophyta, Mamiellophyceae, Mamiellales, Mamiellaceae. The transcript has 2 exons. Bases 1 to 945 code for a protein of 314 amino acids. The record is from RefSeq and is a predicted model, not a curated record.
AUGCUCGUCAUCGGCGCGACCGGCACGCUCGGCCGUCAGGUGGUGCGGAGAGCGCUCGACGAGGGCUACGACGUCCGAUGCCUCGUCCGCCCGCGCAUGAACCCCGCGGAUUUUCUCCGCGACUGGGGCGCGACGACCGUCAGCGGCGACCUCUCCAAGCCCGAGACGCUCCCCGCGGCGUUCGUCGGCGUGCACGUCGUCGUCGACGCGUCCACCGCGCGGCCCGAGGAGGACACGUACGGCAUCGACUGGAAAGCCAAGGUGGCCACCAUCCAAACCGCGGCGUCCAUGGGCAUCCAACGCUACGUCUUCUACUCCAUCGACAAGUGCGAGCAGCACAAGGAGGUGCCGCUGAUGAACAUGAAGUUCGCGGUGGAGGAGUACCUCAAGGCGAGCGGGAUGAAUUACACCGUGCUGCGUCUGUGCGGCUUCAUGCAGCCGCUCAUCUCCGGCUACGCCGUGCCCGUGCUCGAGGAGCAGACGGUGUGGGGCACGGACGACGACACGAAAACCGCGUAUCUGGACACUCAGGACGUCGCGAAGAUGACGCUCGCGGCGUGCCGGCGCGAGGAGGCGGCGAACAAGACGCUCACGCUCGCGGGACCCAAGGCGUACUCCGUGAACGAGGUGAUCGCGAUGUGCGAGCGCAUGGGCGGCGCCGACGCGAAUGUGAACAAAGUGCCUGUUUUGGUGUUGAAGGCGACGCGCGCGCUGACGCGGUUCUUUCAGUGGACGUCGCCGGCGGCGGACCGCCUCGCGUUCGCGGAGGUGCUCGCGUCCGGGAUCAAGUUCGACGCGGACAUGAAGGAGACGUACGAGAUCUUGGGCAUGGACGAGAGCGACACGACGACGUUGGAGGAGUACAUGGAGGAGUACUUCUCGAAGAUCUUGAAGAAACUCAAAGAGGUGGGCGGUCAGUCGCGACAGAAGGACUUCUACCUGUGA